Dinoponera quadriceps is the source of this 2456-nucleotide messenger RNA. RefSeq names its product leucine-rich repeat-containing protein 47-like. Gene Ontology annotation, molecular function: RNA binding; phenylalanine-tRNA ligase activity; protein binding. Gene Ontology annotation, biological process: phenylalanyl-tRNA aminoacylation. Bases 298 to 1896 code for a protein of 532 amino acids. The record is from RefSeq and is a predicted model, not a curated record. NCBI's taxonomy places the organism in Eukaryota, Metazoa, Arthropoda, Insecta, Hymenoptera, Formicidae. The transcript is spliced from 4 exons.
CGUCGUGUGUUAGCAAAAUUUUUACCGGGUUCAAUGAUAAAACGUUUCGAACGUAGCGAAUUGGGCUUUUGACCUGUCAAUAAUACUUCCGAACAGCGUUUUGAGGAAGCUUUUCUUUCUAUUUGUCGAAGACGACUAAUUGAUCCUUUAAUAAGAAAGAAACAACAAUCGAACGAUUCAUCGGCAGGCUAUUUCGUGGAAGAUAACCUAAAAACGCUUCGUUGAAACGAAAGGAAAACUUGCAUCACACGUAUUUGGGUAAAAAAUUCUGUGAAUAAGGAAAAUUAGAAUUCCAGGAUGACGUUGAAGGAUUCAUGGGAGGCCGUCAGACAGGCGGCGGACGAAAACAGGCACGAACUGGUAUUGACAGGCACAUCGGUGUCCAAGUUGAUCGAAAAAUCGGGCCUGGACGAGAACCUGUUCGACCUUCAUAAUUUGAAUUACCUCUGCAUAACGCAGACGUGCCUCCAAAUAAUACCGGACGAAAUCGAGAAGCUGACAAAUCUUACAACAUUGGUGUUGCAUUCAAACCAGAUCGCCACGCUACCCGACACAAUCGGCAAAUUAAUCAAGAUAAAACUGCUCGAUUGCUCGAGGAAUAAGUUAACAUCUCUGCCGCAAGCGUUGGACAAUUUUCCUCAGUUGAGCACGAUGAACUUUGGCUCGAAUCUCCUACGAUCUAUCCCAUCGCAAAGUGCUAAUAUCAAAUUGAAUAUUCUGGAUCUGUCGAACAAUCGCUUGGAAACCUUUCCCGACGUUUGUUACGCGGAACUUGUUCAUCUGUCGGAGAUUUAUGUCAAUGGGAAUCGAAUAACAGAAAUACCAGCUGCUAUAAGUCAACUUCAAGUCUUGAAAGUUCUAAAUAUCGCGGAUAACUUAAUUUCUGUUGUUCCAGGUGAAUUGGCAGAUUGCGGCAAAUUGAAGGAGAUUAAUCUAAAGGACAAUAAACUGACCGAUAAGAGGCUCUUAAAACUGGUUAAUCAGUGUCGUUCGAAGCAGGUGCUGGAUUAUGUGAAAUUGCACUGUCCGAAGUGUCAGUCGUCUGCGGAAGUUGGCAGAUCGAAGAAAGGGAAAAAGAAUCAGAAGCUUAGCGAAAGUGAGAAUGCCAAUAAGGUGGACAAUCUGACGCAUAAAUUGAGGAUCUUGAAAGUAGCAGAUAGCACACCUGUGAUCAAAGUCACAGACAGCGUGAAGAGUAUUAGACCUUACAUAGCGGCGUGCAUCGUGAGAAAUAUGAAUUUCACGGAAGCAAGUUUCAAAAGGUUCAUUCAGCUGCAGACAAAACUACACGAUGGAAUAUGUGACAGAAGGAAUGCCGCUACAAUAGCGACUCACGACUUCAAGCUAAUACCAUCUGGUGAUCUGACGUACACGGCAAUGCGGCCGGCGGAACUGCAGAUCAGACCUUUGAUGCGCAACAAUACCUGUACAGCGGAAGCUUUAUUCCAACAGUUGCAAACAGAAGCCGAUAAUCUGCGCAAGGAGAAGAAACGAAACGUAUAUUCCGGUAUACACAAAUAUUUGUAUAUGCUCGAAGGCAAGCCCUUGUUUCCGUGCUUCCUGGACAGUUCGCAGCGAGUCAUAUCGUUGCCACCUAUCACGAACAGUGACGUAACGAAGAUGUCUUCCUCUACUGAAACGAUGUUCGUGGAAGUAACGAGCGGUAUUUCGUAUACGGUGUGCAGAAAAGUAUUGGAUGAAUUCUUGAAAGAAUUGGUAACCUUGGAUUUCAUCAAUAUAUCCGAACAGGAGGAUACUAAAUACAAUAAUUUAAUUGUCGAGCAAAUCAAAGUAGUCGAUACCGAAGGCAAUCUCAAACUGGUGUAUCCUUCGAGAGUAGACUUGAAUCUUGAUGAGCAUUCAAUCACUGUGCUGCGAGAACAGCAAAUGACGUAAUGUUAUUGAUAUGUUACUUUAGUUCAACAUUACAGUAUUACGUUAUUGUUAUCGUUGAUCGAUUUAUGUAACAUUUUAUACAGCACAUUUAUUAGCGAAACUUUCUUUUGUACAAAUGUGACAUGUUACAUUCUGAAAAUAAGUCUACACACGUUAUUUCCCGACUGUAUUCGGAAAACCAUUUUCGAUACUUCUAUAACAGAGGUUCUAGAAGAUUUUCAUUUAUUGACUUUUGCCAAAAUUCCAAGUAGCAUAAAUUUCUAAAAGAUAUCUUUAAAAAAAUGCUUAAAGAAUACAUAAUUGUGUUUGAAAAAAACAAGACGUCUUUCAGAAGCUUCUGGUAUCUAAGAAGUUACCAUUUUGUUUAUUAAAAAUGAUAUUAACACAAGAUAUAUAUUAUGUUAUUUAUAUUAUCGGAAAAUAUUUCCAAUUAGUUUAUUUCUACCACCAAGGUUUUUGUUGCUUUUUUCCUUGUAGUCAUGAAGUUAUUUAUCAUUUCUGUAUAUAACUAAUACAGCCGUUUUUGUUUAUCACAUGGAAUAAAAGCCAGACUUUUCUAA